GGAAAUGAUUAAUGUUUUAGUAUUGUUUAGUGCAAGUUUCACAUUAAUAAACAUUAAGAUUGUGUAGGAUAGAUGAAGGUUUAAUUAGUGAGGAUGAAGAAAUUCCAAUUCCUCCGAGCUAAAACCCUAGAAGAUAUCUCCAUUGCAAAAUUCCGAUCUCGAUAUCGCUUAAGCCUUCUCCUAUUCAGCGCUUGCAAUGGUGGUCUGUAAAUGCCGGAAGGCAACCAAGUUGUACUGUUUUGUACACAAGGUUCCAGUGUGUGGAGAAUGCAUAUCCUUCACGGAGCACCAUAUAUGUGUGGUACGCACAUAUUCCGAAUGGGUUAUAAAUGGAGAGUAUGAUUGGCCUCCAAAUUGUUGUUUCUGUCAUGCUGUGCUUGAAGAGACAACAGAUACUCAAACUACUCGACUGGGGUGCCUGCAUGUCAUGCAUACAAAUUGUUUGGUUUCACAUAUUAAAGGGUUCCCACCACAAACUGCUCCAGCUGGUUAUGUCUGUCCAGCCUGUUCAACUUCUAUAUGGCCUCCUAAAAGUGUCAAAGAUUCUGGGUCACGUCUUCAUUUAAAACUGAAAGAAGCAAUAAUGCAGACUGGCUUGGAGAAAAGUUUGUUUGGAAAUCAUCCAGUUUCAUUGCCUCCAACAGAUUCUCGUAGUCCUCCACCUGCUUUUUCUUCAGAUCCAUUGAAACACUUUUCUGAAGCUGGAGUCUCUGGGAAAGAUAUCACAGCAGGGGGUAUAGAGGCCGUUAAAACAGGUUCCUUAAGCCCAUCAGCUCUGGGUAUUGUUCAAAUAGAUGGACUAAACUCAGCUUCAACUCAGACCAGUCAUGAGGCCAAUUUCACUAAAAGCUCAAGUCCUCCCGCUCCUGGGGCUACCACACGAAAGAGCACACUACAAGUUGAAAGGCAAAAUUCUGAAAUUCCAUAUUAUGGUGAUGAUGAAGAUGGUAACCGCAAAAAGUACACAAGAAGGGGUACACUUCGACACAAGUUCUUUAGAUCUCUGCUGCCUUUUUGGUCAAGUGCAUUACCAACACUACCUGUAACUGCACCAUCUAAAAAAGAAGCAUUAAAUGCUACAGAUGGUUUGCCAGAAGGUCGUACACGCCAUCACAGAUCAUCAAGAAUGGAUCCAAGAAAAAUUCUCCUUUUUAUAGCAAUCAUGGCUUGCAUGGCAACAAUGGGUAUCUUGUAUUAUAGAAUUGCACAACGUGGUCUAGAGGAGCUGCCUGAUGAUGAACAACGUGGCCCUAAUAAUGUGAUUAAAGACAAGGGUUUUGCGGGCAAUUAGGAAGAUGGCAGUGUUUGGGAAUCCUUCCAUCAUUGGUUGCUUGCUAUCUAUCAGUAUAUUACAAGGCUUUGUAUAUUAACCCUGUUGGCUCUUCUCAAUUCUUUAGACUUGUGUACUUGACAUUUCUAGUCUUGUUCUAUUGUUCAUUCAUAAGAACCUUAUACUUCAGAAGAGUGGGACUCUGAAGUCUUCUGUUCUAGGUAUUGUCUUUGCUCAUAAACUUCUCAAGUUGAUCAAACAUCGAAACACAUUAAGGUUCUUGCAGCGAUGAUUUUUCCUUUUAAUAAAUGUUUCGAAAACCU
Molecule: messenger RNA, 1593 nt
Organism: Cuscuta campestris
Lineage: Eukaryota; Viridiplantae; Streptophyta; Magnoliopsida; Solanales; Convolvulaceae
Source: the annotation of a GenBank genome assembly